AGCAGAACACACAGCACCACUCACUCGCAUUUCACAACUCGCUUCACUCACGAAUCAUCAUGUCUGUCUUCCACUACGAGCCUUUCUACGACCUCGACCGCCUCCUCACUGAGGUCUUCAACCCCCGCACCUCCGGCGACGCGCAGCGCCGCAUCGCAGAGGGUGACGCGCCUCGCGCUAUCAAACCCAGAAUGGACCUCCACGAGGACGCCGAGAAGAACGUCGUAACCGCGACGUUCGAGUUUCCCGGCGUCAAGAAGGAGGACAUCCAGCUCGAGGUGCAGAACGGGCGCCUCACCGUCGGCGCGGAGACGAAGGCCGACGAGGAGCGCAACGAGAACGGGUACGCAGUGCGCGAGCGCCGCUACGGGAAGUGGUCGCGCACGCUGCAGCUGCCGACGGGUGUGAAGGAGAACGAGAUCAAGGCGUCGAUGGAGAACGGCGUGCUGACGGUGACCUUCCCGCGUACGUCCGCGGAGGCUGCGCCCAAGAAGAUCGCGGUGAACUAAGCAGCCAAACCAAGUCCUGUAUUCCCUACAACACGAGCAACAAUGUACAAUAGUCAAUGCUACUUUUGGUGUCAUCGGGAACUAGUGCCCUUGCGUUCAUCUCCGGCUUGCG
This is a messenger RNA of Schizophyllum commune H4-8, 621 nucleotides long. Its product is annotated as HSP20-like chaperone. Bases 60 to 509 code for a protein of 149 amino acids. NCBI's taxonomy places the organism in Eukaryota, Fungi, Basidiomycota, Agaricomycetes, Agaricales, Schizophyllaceae. The record is from RefSeq and is a predicted model, not a curated record. Gene Ontology annotation, biological process: protein complex oligomerization; response to hydrogen peroxide; response to salt stress. The transcript has 3 exons.